AUGUUUGCAAAAUAUAUUUGGUGUUGUAUCUACAAGCAUUUCCCAUCCGUUGAUUCCGCCCUAGCUGCUGCCAAGGAUUAUGACGAGAGGGGACCAAGUGCAUGUCGAUGGACCUCUGACACGGCACUGCUUGUGUUGACGUAUCGCAGGCGUCUGGAUCAAUUGAUCCCUAACGUAGUGUGUUGGAUUCCAUAUGGUGAUCAUCGUUCAUUUAGAGAAUUUGAGGUCAUCUCAUUAUUUUCUGACCAUCUCAGAUGGGGUCCCUUGACGGUCAUUCAUCGAUCGGAGACAGUUGUACGACAGUUUGGAUACAUCCAGACUAUUUCACCACAUCCUAUUGCGCCUUCAGUCUCUAUUGAAGAAAUGAAUGAUAGAUGGAUGCAGUUCAGUGACUACAUUGUACAUGUAGGGAAAAUCAGUGUAGUGUCUGGCCAGUGUUCGCCAGAUUACAUGGAUUGGUUCCAUAUGAUUUUGCACCCAUUCAUGAGUCUGGUACAGCCAGGGAAUUUUCCUAGAAUUCUGUCGGUUCAACAAUAUGACACAUUUGUUGAACCAUAUGUGCAUCAGCAACCGAGGGCAGCAGCGGCACCUGAUGGAGAAGACGUUGAUGUAUAUAAUCUUGGACAUGCAAUGGAUGAUUAUGUAGCAAUUGCUAAUAAGUUGGAGAGGCUUUUGAACCUGAGGAUCCUGACCAAAGGAAAAGAAACCUAUACUGUUGCCGAAGAAUGUUUAAGCAUCACAAGAAGCUGCAUUAGCCAACCAACUGUAGGUCACAGAUCAAGGCGUAGAUGGCGUGCGGAUGGUCAUUGA
Messenger RNA from Glycine soja, 810 nucleotides. RefSeq lists its product as uncharacterized. The transcript is spliced from 2 exons. NCBI's taxonomy places the organism in Eukaryota, Viridiplantae, Streptophyta, Magnoliopsida, Fabales, Fabaceae. The record is from RefSeq and is a predicted model, not a curated record. The coding region runs from base 1 to 810 and encodes 269 amino acids.